Messenger RNA from Sphaerulina musiva SO2202, 5500 nucleotides. RefSeq lists its product as uncharacterized. The transcript has 5 exons. The record is from RefSeq and is a predicted model, not a curated record. Lineage: Eukaryota; Fungi; Ascomycota; Dothideomycetes; Mycosphaerellales; Mycosphaerellaceae. The coding region runs from base 3314 to 5110 and encodes 598 amino acids.
GGAAACUGAAUAUCUACAAGCCCGCACCAUCAGUAAUGGAGUAUGGGAGGUCAUGCUGCAGAGGACGAAUCGAGAAGUCUUGUUCGGCAACGCUGUGACGGCCAUUGCAAACGUGCAGAGAGAAGCAGAGCUGGUGUUGUCGAACCUGCAACGCCUAUCGCCAGACCUCGCAUCUCUCUUUGGAGUUCGAACGCCUACCCAGAUCUACGACACUCCAUUCAAGGUCAUCUGCGAAAGCGACACGGGGAAUUUCCCUUUCGGCAAAACCCAGCCCGUGAAGCAAUUCCUCGCCGUGAGCUACUGUUGGCGACACGAGCACUACGACUGGCCUGCCGAUGGCUCGCGUCCCCAUCCGCCGUGGCCUUUUAGCAAGCCUUUUGUCGACGCCGUUUUAGAGGAGAGGGGCGUUGUCAGUGAAAGUGGCAGGCAUCCCGACUUUCGUCGCGAGUGCAUCUUCGUUGACAAUAUGUGCAUUGAUCAGCAGGAUGAGCACGAAAAGCAGCGGAGUAUAGCUAUGAUGGACGUCAUCUACAAGACUUGUCGAAAACUCGUGAUUUUACUCGAGGAUGUGGUCUUCACGGAAGCAGAAGUCGAUGCAGUCGCCAGUAUAGACUUUGACCACAUUACUCCAGGACCUGAGCGCGAGAUUGAUGAUUUAGUCCUACCCCACUUGAUUUCUGCCUGGCGCAAGCUGGAAAAGUCACGAUGGUGGAGUAGAUCAUGGUGCUGGCAUGAAUUUGAGGUCAAUGAGCCAUGGGACACGCUACGAUGCAGCUACUAUGUGCACUGCGCCACUUUCGUCGUACUGAAUACUACUGGAGGAACGUUCAAGAUGAGGUGGCUCCAGCUGCUCUGGAUCAAAGCCAUGACAGGACUUCCUGGUACCGCCAACACACAGGCUCACAGCGCCGAAAAACUUCGGGACGAUUUGCGCUGGGCCAUAGCAGAUAAUCGUAAUUCGAGAUACGGAGACUCGGCGGAGCGUCAGCACGGGAGCACCAGAUCUAGUAUUAUGGCUCGGCUAUAUGUGAUCAACAACACACAAUCCACGAUUGCUACCGAUCUGAUAUCUAUUGCUAUGAAUCUCAGUGGACUUGCUCUGUUCCACCGGGGAACGAAGCCAAUGACCAGAGCCGAAGUCGUCUGGGCCGUCGCAACGUUAGCCCUGGCGGCUGGAGAGAAGAGUCCUCUAGCGCUCAUGACAACCACGAUGCUAAUCAUAGAUGGGAAAGAGUCUUGGCUCUCGCAACAAGCGGCAGAGUUCGAUACCAAUUUCCCGCAGUUUAUACUCGGCAGCAAUACUGGACUCCAUGCCAUCACACCUCACAUCAUCAAGCUGGAUCUGCUGUUCUUCGAGCAUCCUGCGCAGUGGGCAUCCGAGAAUGAUAUGGCAUUCACGUAUCGUGUCUUUCCAGCGAACGCAAUUCCGACCACUCCACCACGAUACCGCGGCAACGCACAGUCUCAACCUCAGUCGCUCGUGGACGAGUCUUGUGAAAUGCGAAUACGAGUCUUUCUUGCCCAGGCUUGCCGAUGUGGACUGGAAUUCGUUCUGCGCUUGUGGGCUCAGAUCCACCGUGAUGUGGUACAAGAAUCGUACAGUCAAGGCAUGUACAGGGCGUUCGAUGCUAAUGAGGCGCUCAAACAAAGUGCCAUAACGCUGCUGGCGCACCUCGCAGUUGAAAAAGACGUACCAGCCUCAAAGGAAAGCUCUUUCCUAGAGAAACUCCUCCUCUUUCUCACCUGGCUCACUGAUCCCCGAUCCACGUACUACAUCUCUGCAUCUUGCCUGCGGAUGCCUUGCGCGGAGAAGGAUUUCGCGCUCAUAAGUGGGCCCACGAUGCGCAAUCUCGGAGGCCAGAUGGACCAAAAUAGGUGGAGACUUGCCAUUCCCACAGACCUGCUUGAUGCCUCCUGUCAGAUGUACAGAGUGUGGGUGCUUCAGCCGAAAGCAGGUGGCGGAUUGCGUCAGUCGCACAAUGGGUUGUGGGAAAAUACAAACGGAGAAUAUACGAUUAUGGGGAAGAUGCUGCUCCUGGGGGAGCCUGAUCAACUGCUACCAGACUCGGCUUCAAGAGUCAGAGAAGGGCAGAGUGUGACGGCUUGAGGGCGGCCUCGAUACGCUCUCUCCAUCCGAGAUUAUUUCAAUGCGGCACAGCAUUCAAUAGUACAGUUUCUGGACACAUGGGCCACCCAAAAUGCAUCUGGAUCUGUACAACUCGAGACCAGCAGCGUGUUGGGGCGAUAUGUGGAAUCGACACUUCGUCCGUGCUUACCUGAGCGCAUAUAGCAAUUCUAGAAGUGUAGAAUUGGCGCUUGCGCAACGACACGGCAGCCAAUCAGAGGGCUGCACUUGGCGAAAACACCUCCACUCUGAAACCAAGUCCAGUGACUGCAGCCUUUGCUAUUGUCGUCCAUCUCUCAGAAGACUCAGAAGCGCCCACGUCGACUGCCUUCAUUGGCCUGUAAUGCUCUCCGACUCCUCCCAAGAUGCCGACAACAUGGCAGCAACCCGGUCGCCCGACUCCCGGCGUUUCUCUUCCGAGAACAACACGCUCACACAGGCGCGUCGACAUGUCGCGAGCACUUUAUUCUAGACCUUGCUAUACCGCAUCUUGGCGGACUAGACGGCCAUGCGACAGUGCGUGAUUCACUAUGCGCCUGUUGACCGACCUCAUGUCUUGGACGUGGUUUCGCCUCAGUCUACCAAGAUCCACAUCUGGGCGCGACUUCGAGAGAAAAGUGGCACAUCGCAUCCACAUUGUGAUGCAUCACCUUCGACGCCGCACUCAAUAAGAUCCCGUAUUCACUCACUCGACGAACAUUCCUUCACCUUCGCUCCAGUGUUGUGUGUGUGCUUCAAAGCCCGUCACUCUGCCCACCAUGUCUGGCUUCCCUCUUUGUACAUAGCCCAUUGUUGCCAUUUCUUAUUCUUAUCUUCUUGUCUUUGUUCAUUGACAAAAGCGCAGGCCGCACAAAAGCCAUUGUUGUUGCAUUUUUCACUCAUACUAUAAGAUCCAUUGUGCUCAGGCCAAUCUUCUCAACAGCAGUUCACGCUCUCUAGAACACUCGACACACUCCCUACUACUCCUUCACUGAGACGUGAUCGAGACACGCAUACCAUUCGGCUGGCCCGAUACUUGAAGCAUUACCUACCUUCACGACAACGAGACCGUUCAACAAAAGCAAGUGACAUACCUGAAGCGAGCCUUCUCCUUUGCCACACGCAGUCCCCCAGACCCAGACUACACGACCGGUAUCAUCAUACUGCACAAACAUGCAUCUUCCCACAGCAUCCACGAGGUGCUCGACCAUGUGCGCUCUACUCCCAGCACUUUUUGCCUUUGUCCUGUUUGCACCACUCGCAGUGGCCCACUCAUGGGUGGAGGAGUACCAACUCAUCUCGGACAAUGGAUCCUUCACUGGGCCCCGAGGAUACGCAAGAGGCUAUGUCCCAAGAACCGACCCAACCUACAACGGCUUUUCCAACAUGUGGAUGUUGCCUUCGCUCGAUGCACGCAACUCUGAUGGCACUGUCCGAACCCGAAUCAACGACACCGACUCAGUCUGUCAUCCCGCGCAGCGAACAUCAAACUACACUGCGACCUUCCCCAAACUCAAGGUUUCCGCAGGCGACUACGUCGCCAUGAAGUAUCUGGAGAACGGUCAUGUCUCGCUCCCGUGGAACAUUACCGGUAAACCCCCAGGCGGUGGCUCGGUGUUCAUCUUCGGCACAACCAAACCUUCCGACGACGAGAAGAUCGCAGAUGUCAUGCAAUGGAACAGAGCAGGCACAGGCGGCAACGGCAACGGUUGGCUCAUGACAGCUCAAAACUUCGACGAUGGCAGAUGUCACCAGAUCAACUGCGGCAGCAUCUCGCAACAACGACAAAUGCUCCUACCCAACCACGUCGCCGGUCAGCCCACUUCCACUGUGGAAUCUUGGUGCGAGAAUGAUCUCCUCAUCCCUGAGAACAUCACAUCCGGUACCUUGACGACCUACUGGGUCUGGCAGUUUGGCACGGAGCCCAACAUGGACUGCAACCAACCCGCUGGCAAAGAUGAAUACUACACGACUUGCGCAGACUUUGAUGUGGUUGACAGUGCAGAGAUGGAAAAGGUCGCGGCGCAACCUGCGCAGUCCAUGCCUGCUGCCGAAUCCAACCCACAAACAGUCGCUGUAUCCGACUAUAAGUCCCGCACCGCAUACACCACCUCUCCCGCACUCAUUCUGAUGAACGACGACAAGAUCUCUGGACCGGUCCCUUCGGCCGACCCUGCGUUCGUCAGCUCGUGCAGUGCUCAAGCGAGUGUCAUUUCCGCUGCAAGCUUGGCAUUGUGGCCAGAAGUCUAUGUCCCAAAUUCAUGUGAAGUCAUUAGCACGUUUGGAACUGCGGCUGCGAGCGCUCAUGCCAAAGUCUUUGAUGCUGCAGCGGCAAGCUAUACCAGCGGAGCGGAGAACGCAUACAGCGAGGCAUUCAAAGCAGCGGGCAUGGCUGUUCCAAGUCGAAAGCCUUGGAGCUAUUCCGCUGUGCCGAGUACUGGUAUGCCAGAUGCUGCAACCGAGCCGACUGCGACUGCAACUGCAACAGGAUAUGGAAGUUCAGCCUCCUCUACCUCUGCUUCAGGAGUCCUUGUCACCCCGAUAUCAGCUGCUCCAUCCUCCUCGCCAACCGCAUCGAGUGAUGGCGUAAAUGAGGGUAUGACAACCAUCAUCACAGUCGUCACCAUGACCGUAACUUCCCCUCUCAGCUCUUCGACUCCGCCGGCGUCUUCACUCACCUCAGAGACCGCCUCCUCAACAUCAACAUCAACCUCCUCCUCCUCCUCCUCCUCCUCCUCCUCCUCCUCCUCAUCCUCCUCCUCCUCCUCCUCCUCCUCCUCAUCACCACUCACAUCCUCCACCCCAAUCCCCUCAACAUACUCCCCGUCAUCAGCGGGCUUAAACAUCCCCACCGUCUCGACCGUAUCCGGAUAUGCAACGAUUAUACCUUAUAAUCAUAACGGUACAGGCUCGACGGCCCAACGGAGAGACGCAUCAUCAUCAGCGAUGAGGUCCGAAACAGGGAGAAGAAGGACACAUGCUCGAAGUUGGUUCUUUGGCCAUUAGGAAUGGCAUGGAAUAUUUCCAUAGCGGGUGUGUGUUUUUUUCGUCUCGGGGAAAUGAAUGGAUGGGUUAUGCAAAGGAAAGGAAAGGGAUAAGAGGAUUAACAGAAUAUCCAAGCUUUUUGUUGUUGUUGGCAGGUUUUGUUGUUUGGAUGGCGCAUUACAGUACAGUACACAGUGGAGUAGUGGAUGGAUAGACAGGCAGAAUAGACAGACAGAAAGACAGACAUGGCCAGUUAUUAGCGUUGAUUCAGCGUUUGGACACUACGUAUAAAUACACACACACACAUCAUGCUGUAGUAGAGGCUGGCCAGCUAUGCCACGCCUAGUGCCAGAGACGAGAUGUAGACUGUUUCCGCAUUGUCGAUGAUGGGAGGAUGUGGAAAUGCGAGAC